AUGGGCUCCACCCUGAACCCCAAACUCACCGGCCGCUGCCAAUGCGGCAAAGUCACCUACUCCAUACACUCAGAACCGCACUCCCUAAAUGUCUGCCACUGCCACGAAUGCCAACGGCAAUCCGGCUCUGCAUUCGCCCUCACUCUCGUCGUACCAUCACCCGGCGUGCAUCUACCACCGUCAUCCCAAAAACACAUCGGUCACUUCGAGCGCAGAACCGACUCCGGAGGCAUUCGCGGUGGUAUUUUCUGCACGGAUUGUGGGGUUCGCAUCUACCAUAGCAAUCCAAAGGCGCCGCAGUGGCUCAGUAUCAAAGCGGGGACGCUGGAUCAGAAAGUGGAUUUCAGCGAUGCCACGCACAUUUGGACGAAGAGGAAGCUGGAAGGUGUGGCGGUUCCCGAAGGAGUGGAAGCUUGGGAGGAGGAGCCGGAUGACGGGGUCGUGUAA
Letharia columbiana is the source of this 447-nucleotide messenger RNA. RefSeq lists its product as uncharacterized. Bases 1 to 447 code for a protein of 148 amino acids. Gene Ontology annotation, molecular function: carbon-sulfur lyase activity. NCBI's taxonomy places the organism in Eukaryota, Fungi, Ascomycota, Lecanoromycetes, Lecanorales, Parmeliaceae. The record is from RefSeq and is a predicted model, not a curated record. The transcript has a single exon.